AGAAAUCCGACUGUUACAUCUUGAAACCGUUUCCGUCCUUCAUUGCUUUCCGUUUCACCACGAGCACGUGAAUACCUAAAAGUUCAUCUAGUGCCCUUAUAUACACAAACUAUCAUAACUAUUUAUUCGGUUUUAUCAAUGUGUAGCAAUAACAAAUAUUUUUAAUUUCCAAAAUGAAGAUUGAGUGCAUUUUAUGCAUCACAAUGUGUAUAGCAGGAUGCAUGGCAGGGUUUACAGACGAUAUGCAGACCAUGGAAGAAGAAUGCAUGGGUGAAGAAAAGUUUCCAUGCAUGGACGGAAGGUGUAUCAAUGAGAUACAGCGCUGCGACGGAAAAAUAGACUGCCUAGACGGAAGCGAUGAAAACUUUUGCCUGGAACAUCGGCCGGACGCGAAGUUCUGCAACGAAACGCAUCAGUUCUUAUGCCGAGACGAGAGACGCUGUAUCCCAAACACGUGGGUUUGCAACAACGAAACGGAUUGCUACGACGGGAGCGACGAGGCCAACUGUACCGCGCUGCCUGACCCUGUUCAAAAUUCUAAAUGCAAAGGAUUCCUAUGCGGCGAUGGGAAAUGCAUUUCCAAACUGUGGGUCUGCGACGGCCAGUACGACUGCAGCGACAAAAGCGACGAAUACAACACCGAGUUAUGCCAUCAUACAAAACUGUCCCACACGAUCCGCGACGGGUCGUACUGCCAAGAGUUCAAUGCUGCUGAGAGGAGCUACAAAUGUCUCGACUCGUCGUUCUGCCUGCCCGGCCAUAUGAUGUGUGACGGGACCCAGGACUGCAAGGAUGGGAGCGAUGAGGAACCAUUCUGUAUUAAUUGGCACACGAUGUGCACAAACUUCAACUGUCCUGGUAACGACACUCUCUGCUCCCCUGAACGCCACGGCCCCACCUGCCUCUGCCUCCCCGAACACACCAUGAGGCAGUACAACAACCUGACGCGGCGCUGUGAUGACGUGGACGAGUGCCUCCUGGAGAGGCCGCAGUGCUCCCACGCGUGUCACAACGAGGAUGGCCACUUCAGAUGCGAGUGCGAGGAGGGAUAUAUCAAGGAUGGGUUUGGGUAUUUGUGUUAUGCUCCAGAGCCUGAAGCCAUGUUGUUCCUAAGCACACGCGAUAGUAUACAAUAUUUGAAGGUCAAAUCCAAGGAGGUGGUUACGCUGGUGACCGGAGUCAAAAAUGCUCACGGCGUGACGUCAGAUGGCACGUUUGUGUACUGGGUGGAGACCGCUCACGGACACCAGUCCAUCUUCAGAGCCCAGCUCAAUGACGCUGAGCGGACUAAGAAGGUGAUAGUCGGUAUCGGUCUGGAAGACCCAGGGAACAUAGCAGUGGACUACGUGGGAGGUCACAUAUACUUCAGCGAUACGGAACGAGGUCUGAUCUUCGUGUGCCACUCGGACGGAGUCGCGUGCACCACUAUACAUACAGAGACUAAGAGGCCUAGAUUCGUCACGCUGGAUGCUAAAAAUGGUCGAAUGUACUGGGCGGACUUCCGCCAGCACCACCCAGUGAUAAUGUCGGCGCGGAUGGACGGCUCGGAGCCGCAGGUGCUGGUGGAGGGUCUGGCGAGCGCCGCCACGGGCCUCGCCGUGGACGCGCCCAACCAUCGCCUGUACUUCGUCGACAACACCAUCAAAGUGGUCAUGUUAGACGUCAAGCAUGUUUAUCCCUUAUUCGAGGAACCGUUCCACCAUCCGUUCUCGAUAUCCGUGUUCGAGAACACAGUGUACUGGAGCGACUGGACGUCAAAUACCAUUCAGACCACAGACAAGAUCCAUGGCAGCUCGCAGAAAAGGAAUCUGCUGUUGUCUCUGGAAAAACCUGUUAUAGGUAUGCACAUACACCACCCGGUGUUAAUACGGUCGCCCCCCCACCCAUGCCACUCACAUCCUUGCUCGCACUUCUGCUUCGUCACCUCCAGAACCAGCUACUCCUGCGGGUGUCCUGACAGCAUGCAGCUCGUCGGGAACAGCUGUAUAACGAAACCCGGCUACCGUCCUGAGUACCUGAUAGUGGGUGGCAGCCACUACUUCACCAAGAUCCAGUACGACGCCCUCAGCAAUCCAGAGAGCCACGCUACGCAGUUCAACAUCGGCAGGGUGCAGGCCAUGGCUUAUGAUAACUUGAGAGACACCCUGUAUAUCUACGAUGGACAGCGUCAAACCCUGCAGUACACAAACAUGAGCGAGUUCACACUCGGCAAAACCACUACGGCUAUCUACCACGGACUGGAAAACGUCGUUGAUAUGGAUUAUGACUAUGUGUCGGAUAACCUCUACAUCCUGGACGCGGGGCGGCGGUUUGUGGAGGUGUUGUCCCUCAGCACCCACCACCGCGCCCUGCUGCACCGGUUUGAGGAGCAGGAGAUACCCAUCGCUCUAUGUGUGGUGCCGGAUCACGGGAAAAUGCUAGUAGCAGUUGUGGAGAGCGAAGAAGACAACGCCAUCCACGUCGACAGCAUCGGACUCGACGGCGAGGGCCGGCAGCACCUCAUCAUGAACAACUUGAAGGGUCCUCACGUGCGUCUCCGGUACGAUCGAGAAAUGGGCGUCGUCUACAUAUCGGAUGAAGGCAGCGGCAUCAUCGAAAACAUACAUCCAGAAGGUUCUGGUCGCGAGACGUUCCGAGAACUGUUCACGACAGUCACGAGCCUCGCUAUAACGGAGUUGUUCGCGUUUUGGACGGACAGACGGACGCCGCGACUGUUCUGGGCUGACGUUCACAACACACAGCAUACUGUACGCAGGAUCGAGCUGUCAAUAUUCCCCAACGAUACCCAGCUCUUGAUCCAGGCGACCUCCCCACCCCCAGACCCUAAAAACCCGUUACUAAACCACCCUUGUAAAACCGAACAUCCCUGCUCCCACAUCUGCAUCCAGACAGCCUACAGCAUCUCCCAAACUCCCCACUACGGCUUCAAGUGCCUCUGCCCCCCUGGGUUGCUGUUGAUGGAUAACAAGUGUUUGGAUCUGGUACACUGUGGUGGUGAUCAGCUGUAUUGCCAUAAGAGUAACCACUGCUUCCAUAAGAGUGGGAAGUGUGAUGGCAAGCUUGAUUGUCGACAUGGUGAAGAUGAAGAAGGUUGUGAUGUUCUAUUACAACCCGAAGUUCCGGGCAACUGCAGUGCGAUGCAGUUCCAGUGCAGUUCGAGCUCGCUGUGCAUCGACCGGUCGCAGCUGUGCGACGGGCAGUGGGACUGCGCCGACGGGCUCGACGAGUCGCCCGCACACUGCGACACGCUCAUCUGCCUCGACACAGAGUUCAUGUGUGCGUCUGGUUCGUGCAUCCUGCAAACAUGGAAAUGCGAUGGGGAUCAAGACUGCAAUGAUGCGUCUGACGAAGUCGAUUGUCAAAACAUAACCUGCGCUCCUGGAUUCUACCAGUGCAAGAAUAGGGAGUGCAUUGAGCUGAAGAAGCGCUGCGAUGGGAACGCAGAUUGCUUUGAUUACUCCGAUGAGGAUCAGUGCGAUGAACCGUUCUACAUCAAGACCACGCCUCGCUGCGCUGAUUGGGAGUACACUUGCGAGCUGAACACCAGCAUAUGCUUACCGCAUACCGCCCGCUGUAACAUGAAGAUCGACUGCCCCGGCGGCACUGACGAGAGCGGUUGUGAGUUCCGAUGUGCUCCUCACGGACUGUUCGCCUGCAAGCAGCAACUGCAGUGCCUGCCCACCAAGAAGGUGUGCGACAACAAGAAGGAUUGUGUUGACGGGUCUGACGAGACGCCUGACGCAUGCGCUACAGUGAACAAGACCUCCCACCUGUACCCGUCGAUGAAGCACACGUCGGAGGAGUGCCACGACGGAUACCUCUGCGCCGACGGACAGUGCAUCGAGUGGCGCGAGGUUUGCGACAACUCGCCCAACUGUUACGACGGCUCCGAUGAAGGCGGACUCUGUUCGACGCUGUGCUCUCCGUCGCUGUGCUCGCACUCGUGCGCGCGCACGCCGCUCGGGCCGCGCUGUGUGUGCGCGCGCGGCUACCGGCCCGACGGCGCCGCCUGCCGCGACGUCGACGAGUGUCUGCAGCGCGCCUGCGCACACGCCUGCACCAACACGCCCGGCUCCUACCGCUGCUCCUGCCACCGCGGAUACGCGCUCAGAUCGGACGGGCGCUCCUGCAAAGCAUACAAAGGCAACAUGUCGAUCCUGUACGUGUCCGGGAAUACGGUGCGGUCCAUCUCGGCGGACGGGAAGAGCGCCGUGGAGUACAGCGACCCUGCGAUAGGAGCCAUCACCGAUGUAGACUUCAACGUCAGGCAGAACAAGCUGUACGUAAGCUCGGCGGAGUCCGGCAAGCUGAUGGAAAUGAACGGCACGCAUAACGUGGUCACCGUCACCAAUAUUGGACAUCCUACUAAGGUGGCCGUAGACUGGGUGACCGGCAACCUCUACUUUGCCGACAACACACCCUCAGCGAGCUACAUACGCGUCUGUAACAUCGGGAAGAAGAGAUGUGCUAGAUUGCAGAAAUUGCCGGCUAAUUCCAAGGUAUCAUCCCUAAUCGUGGAGCCAGCAUCCCGCCGCAUGUUCUACUGCGUACACCACGCAAUGGAGUCCGUGGUAUGGUCAGCAUCCCUCAGCGGGAGGCAUCUGAUGGACCUCGCACCCUCCCACAACUGCACUGGUCUCGCCGCCGACUCAUUCACCAGAAGGCUGUAUGUAGCGGAGACGGGGCCUCCGCAUAUCAUCACCAUGGAUUUUGAUGGAGGGAGUCACAAAAAGAUCCUCGCCGAACACCCGCAGCUGCAAGCGCCUCACGGACUCGCCAUCUUCGAAGACUACAUUUACUACAUCGUCGCGAACUCUUACCGGCUGAGCCGCUGCGUCCUCUAUGGGCCGAAGCACUGCGAGAUCUACAUCUACCGAGCCUUCGACCCCAACACGUUCGUCAUCAGACACGAAGCUGUGCAGAGGGACGACAUCAGUAAUGAUUGUGAGGGUGUGGAGUGCUCGAACCUCUGCGUGUUAGACGAGCACGGCCCGGUCUGCGUGUGUGAUGAUGGGAGUAUCGUUAAAGAUGGGGUUUGUGUGCUGAUGAAGAAGAGUGAGCUGCCGCUGUUCGACGGCUGGUCGCGGCAGGACUACGUGCGCGCGCACACGGCGAGCUUCACCGUCGUCGUCACCGUGCUCGUGCUGUUCGCCGUCUACGUCUGUCUCUUCGUCUACUACCACUUCGUGUACAAGCCCAGGAGGAGCCGGGCCGCGGCGUACGCUGAAGUGCGGUACCAGACGAAGACGGGUGAUGAGAGGUCUUUUAUAUGCAACCCAAAUGUUGAAGUCGAGAUAAAUAGGAACGGCAACGGCCACGAGUUUGUGAAUCCGCUGGAGUUUAUGCGAAACGCUUGGCAGCAGUCGUUUAGGGGAAAAUCUCGGCCCAUUGGUACAGCUGGCCUAUCCAUCGAUGUGUCGACAUCCCCACAACAAAACCUCUCAGAUACAGAAUCAGAUUUGGAUGACCGAGAGACAAAAAGAUUUAUUAGGAAACAAUAAUGUCAAUAAUGUUUAUUUUUUAAUAUAAUUUUGUUAUAAAAUUAUUGAUUUUAAAUUGAAUAAUUCAAUACAUAUUCUUUAUCGAUAUAUUGUUAAAGGUUUAUUGUCCUAUGUUAAUAAAUCAAAUUGUUUAUUAAAAAAGCUUGUAAGUAAAAUGAGUCAUUUAGUUAUGUUGUAACAUAAUUAAAUAGUUAUAUUUUUAUUGUUUGAAUGUUUGAUAUUAAAGAUGAUAUUUUCAGAA
Messenger RNA from Manduca sexta (tobacco hornworm), 5742 nucleotides. RefSeq names its product low-density lipoprotein receptor-related protein 1 (gene yl). The record is from RefSeq and is a predicted model, not a curated record. NCBI's taxonomy places the organism in Eukaryota, Metazoa, Arthropoda, Insecta, Lepidoptera, Sphingidae. Gene Ontology annotation, molecular function: calcium ion binding; protein binding. The transcript has 35 exons. The coding region runs from base 174 to 5501 and encodes 1775 amino acids.